This is a messenger RNA of Macrosteles quadrilineatus (aster leafhopper), 636 nucleotides long. RefSeq lists its product as uncharacterized. Lineage: Eukaryota; Metazoa; Arthropoda; Insecta; Hemiptera; Cicadellidae. The record is from RefSeq and is a predicted model, not a curated record. The transcript is spliced from 2 exons. The coding region runs from base 85 to 531 and encodes 148 amino acids.
CAUACUUUGAUCGUUUGAUAAGACUGGACUUAAUUUAUAGUAUUAUUUGUUUCAAAAUAAUGUUUGGAUGUAAACGUCUGGUUUAUGUUAAUGAGCACAGUUUAUGGGAGAUUCCCUAUCGCAAUUGAUGAGAAGGAAGGCGAUUUAGUACCUAAAAAAGAUGUAACCAGUUUAUGUGAUACAAUGAGAUCUCUUGAAAAGACUCUAACCCAACUGAGCAAAGAUCCACCAAUGAAAGGUGGAGAGGAAUUGAUGAAACAGUUGCGGACUUACAAUCAAGCUUGUUUUCAUCUGUUGGAGCUUUGUAAAAGUGAUGCAAAUGAAAAGUCCAAGGCUUUCAAAGUGGGAAAUGAUUUGUUUGAACGAGGUGGUCCUGAGUUUGUGGAUGAAGCAGUGAACGAACAAGUCAUAAUGCAAAAGUUUGAGUGGGACAAGACAACUUUGGAAGAAAUGCUGCACGCCAGGAAAAAGACUAAUGCUCUCUGGUUCGAUCUGUGGAGGUUAUAUAACAAUGUUGACAUUAGUGGUUGACAAAUGUCAUCUUUCCUUGUUGUGAUUUAUUUUUAGCUUGCCAUGUGGCUGAAUGGCUGAUUAUGAAACUUUUGUGGAAAGGGUUACUCGAGAAAAUUGUAAUUU